This is a messenger RNA of Cynara cardunculus var. scolymus (artichoke), 671 nucleotides long. Its product is annotated as dirigent protein 22-like. The record is from RefSeq and is a predicted model, not a curated record. Bases 1 to 564 code for a protein of 187 amino acids. NCBI's taxonomy places the organism in Eukaryota, Viridiplantae, Streptophyta, Magnoliopsida, Asterales, Asteraceae. The transcript has a single exon.
AUGGCCAAUAAUCUUAUCUCCGCCACCUUCGCCCUCGUGCUUUUCUCCCUCCUCCUCGCCGGAAAAUCGCAAAACUUCUCGACCAGUUUGCCACGAUCAGCGCUGCGACUUGGGCGGCAAAACCUAACCCACCUCCACUUCUUCUUCCACGACGUUGUGAGUGGCCCAAACGCCACCGCCAUGCGGGUGGCUACCUCCCGCAUUACCAACACCUCCGCCACCGGAUUUGGGGCGGUGGUGAUGAUGGACAACCUUUUGACGGUGGGGCGGGAACCGAACUCCACCCGUGUGGGAAGAGCACAAGGGAUGUAUGCAUCGGCCGAUUUGAAUGAUAUGAGCUUUAUGAUGGUUCAAAACUAUGUGUUUGACGAGGAGAGGUAUAAUGGAAGCACUUUGAGUAUAUUGGGUCGGAACCCUAUUAUGUCGCCGGUGAGAGAGUUUCCGGUGGUCGGAGGGAGCGGUGUUUUCCGAUUUGCUCGUGGGUAUGCCGAAGCUCGAACGAUUUACCUGAAUGAAACUAGUCAAGAUGCCAUCGUGGAGUACGAUGUUUAUGUCCUCCAUUGAUGAUUUAAUACGUUCAAUAUUUGAGCAGAAGCUGGUCUUGCAUAGAACCACCAUCACAUCACAUGUUAGAAUUCAUUUCUGUAUAAUUGUUUAUGUUUUUUAUCCCA